AUGUGCUCCGGCAUCGCCGUCCUCAUCUCCGACUCGGUCCACCUCAUCGAGUUUCCCUCGCUCCUCCUCCCCGCCGGCGUCGGGCCCGGCAGCAUCGUCAACAUCGCCUGCACCCGCAACACCCACGCCGAGAAGCACCAGGCCCGCGAGUUCUGGGACCUCCAGCGCGACAUUGCCGACCUCUUUGGCUCGCGCGAGCCCCAACCCCCAAACCUCCGCGUCCGCAACACGACCCAGACGAGCGUCACGCUCGAGUGGGACAAGCUCGACCUCGCCAGCGCGUCCCUCUUGAACCUGUCCAUCUACCGCAACGGCCAACGCCUCACCACCAUCCCCAACCCCAUGUCCAACACGUCGACAAAGCUCUCGGGCCUCUCGCUCGACACCGACUACCAGUUCCACCUCGUCCUCAAGACCUCGGCCGGCACCUGGACCAGCCCGACCGUAAAGACGCGCACCCACACGAUCGACAACACGACCGGCAUCAGCGCGUGCUUCGGCCUUGUCGAGCCCGCCGACCUCGCCCGCGAGGCGCACCGCGUCAUCGGCGACCUCGGCGCAAAGAGCGACACCAAGAUCCAGAUCGACACGACGCACUACGUCGCCACCUCGGCCGCGUCGCCGUCUGCGCCCGACUCGGGCCCGUCGGUCGAGUACCAGAAGGCCGUCCAGCUCUCGAUCCCCAUCGUCACGCCCGAGUGGCUCCUCGCGUGCGCGCGCGCGCACAAGCUCGUCCCGAUCGCGCCCUAUUACCUCGGCCACUCGAACCGUGCCGCGUCGCUCUCGUCGGCCCAGCUCGUCACGUCGCAGGGCGAGCCCCGCUCGCGGCCUGUCGCCGGCGCCGGCGCCGCCGCGACGAGCUCGAGUCGCCCGCAGCCGGUCAAGGAGGAGCAGGAGCCCGAGCAGGAGCAGGCGCAGCAGCAGCGCGACGUCAUCGAGCUGCAGGAGGACGUCGAGGCGCCGCCCGACGACUCGGUCGUCCGCAACGAGCUCGAGCGCGAGCCCGCACGGGCCUCGUCCUCGUCGGCCUCAGCCCCGGCACCGCCGCCGGCCGUCGUCGUCGACUCGCCCGAGGGCGACGCCGCCGAGACGGACGCGAGCACCAAGGGCGUCAAGAGCGACGAGGACGAGGCGAGCGCGGCCGCACCCGCACCUGCAUCGUCGACCGCAGCCGACGAGGUCCCGCUCGCGCAAGCGACGCCGCCCGCCGCCGCCGCUCAAGACGAGACUGAGCCCGGCCCGGCCGACGGUGGCUCGGCGCCGUCGACGACGACGAGCGUGCCCGAGGUGGUCGUCGACGCGCCGGCCGAGGAGCUUGCGCGCGAGGUCGAGCAGGGCGAGGUCGUGCCCGAGGGCGACGCGGCGGCGGAGCAGGCCGAGGCGGUGCCGCACCCUGUCGGUACCGGCGAGGGAGAGGCUGAGCCGAAGCUGGACGAGGCGGAGGAGGUCGAGAGCGAUGUCGACGAGGGGCAGCAGGUCGAGGGAGAAGGUCAGGGCGAGGGCGAUGCGAGCCUCGUCGACGUCAAGUUGUAGAGCCUGCGAUCGUCGUCGUCGUCGUCGUCGUUGCAGCUAUUUUGCGUGUCCGCCGUCGGAUCUCGCAGCAG
Rhodotorula graminis WP1 is the source of this 1604-nucleotide messenger RNA. RefSeq lists its product as uncharacterized. Gene Ontology annotation, cellular component: exomer complex; trans-Golgi network. Gene Ontology annotation, molecular function: protein dimerization activity. Gene Ontology annotation, biological process: conjugation with cellular fusion; Golgi to plasma membrane transport. The transcript has 5 exons. Lineage: Eukaryota; Fungi; Basidiomycota; Microbotryomycetes; Sporidiobolales; Sporidiobolaceae. Bases 1 to 1533 code for a protein of 510 amino acids. The record is from RefSeq and is a predicted model, not a curated record.